UCUCAUUGACCAACGACUGCCUGGGAACUGUUUACAGUGUCAAUGACACGUUCAUGACUGGCAUACGGACGAAUUGAACAUAAUCAGUACGUUGCAACGAUAUUAUAACAGGAGGUCACUGCGGCAUAAGUUGCUGUAAUCAGGCCCUGUUGUUCGAACGAGUUGCCAGUCAAUAUCAUGUCAUCCUACAACUACGCGGAAGUACCCAAUCAAAAUCUGGUGUGCUGCAUCUGCCGCUCUCCAUUUGUUGACCCAUGCACUACACGGACAUGCUGCCAUACAUUCUGUUAUGAGUGUAUAGCUCGGGCGAUCGCCAUUUCCGCUCAAUGUCCCGUGGAUCGUUGCUCACUCAAUGUUCACGAUCUUGUGCCAGCUGAUCCCUUGAUACGCAAUCUGGUGGAUGAGCUUGUAGUGGAGUGUCCAAACAAGGAAGAGGGGUGUUCACAUACCUGCCAACGGAUGCUACUCCCAGUGCACCUGAAGGACUGUUGCAAAUACGUCGAGGUGCCAUGUUCUGAGGGCAAGUGCAGCAAGGGAGUGCUUCGUAAGGAUCUCGCGUCGCAUACUCAUGCGCAUGAUGUCUCUUCGGAGGAAGACACUGGUCGUUCCUCUCCUUGUCUAGACUCGUCCUCUGUGGAUGGCCGAGGCGAGAAAUCCCAUGAAUCUCAAGAGAGUCCGCAGCCCUCUCAGGAGGACGCGAGGAAUUUCCCGGACACGACAAACUCGUCCUAUGAAGCUCUGGAGGUGGAGAAUGCCAGGCUGCGUCUCCGACUCUCAUCCCUGGAAGGCGUCGUCAACACUCUGCAAUACGAGCUACAAGCCGUUCGACAGGCUUUGGGACCUUGGUACAGGACACAGGACACCGACGUGCGACGAGGGUGGGGUGGCACACCGCAGCAUCAGGAGCGUUAUUCCUCCAUGAACCCUGCGCCCUCGACAUCUGCAAUCAUCGAUCCGCUUGUCCUUCCUCAAGCGUCGUCAAGUCGAGACGAGAAUACAUCUGCUGCGUCAGUGUCUGCGCCUCCACUAGCGACUUCACCAACCAGCCCGACGGCCCCCUCCGAGCUUGUGGCAGGGAGCGACCUUUCGUCGUACUUCCCGCCAGCAGAGGAGGAAGACGUCUACUCCCCUGACUUCGUCCGCACUCACCAAGCACAUCGAACAACAGCAAUGGGAUCCAGCCAACCUCGCGACUCUUCCCACCACCCGUAUCGCUCCGGCACGCAGCGUAUUCCCCUCUCCCAAUCACAGCCCGCAUCGGGCCACGCCUACCCACCACACGCGUUCAGUCCUACAGGGUACCCCGCCGGCCCCGCCCCGCCGCACCCAGACCUUGGAGCCAUCUCAAUCCCGCCGCUGGACCCGAGUGUGCCCCUCCCGAGUACGCUUGCGUCUCUCCACGGGUCUAUUGUCUCGCUCGCGGGCGCGCUCGGAGCAUUGGCGACGACGCGUGCGCAGGAUACGCUAUAUACUGGUGAGGAGCUGCGGAGCAUGCGGGCGGGGAUACAUGGUUUGCGAAUGCAGCUACACGACGUAGUAACUGCUCACGUCGCGUCGCGGGACACGUCGACGCCUCCGCUCAACACGGGCGUCGGCGGCACCAUGCCGGACGGCGUCGGGUCGGGAGGUGUUGCUUUGCCCGGCGGGCCAUCGGCGUGGAUGGGCUAUGGCCCUGGGCCCCGACCCUUUGGAGCAUUUGCCUUCCCGCAUAUGCCUGGUGGAUUUACGAAGCUAUGAGAAUUCGGUAUGGACAUGGAUGGGUGAAUAGGUUGUAGGAACACUACAUUAUUUGCGUUGUAAGAUACGCGCGAAUGAUCAGACCUCGACUUGAGGGGUAGAUUGCACUCA
Messenger RNA from Rhodofomes roseus, 1848 nucleotides. RefSeq lists its product as uncharacterized. The record is from RefSeq and is a predicted model, not a curated record. Bases 178 to 1737 code for a protein of 519 amino acids. Gene Ontology annotation, molecular function: ubiquitin protein ligase activity. Gene Ontology annotation, biological process: ubiquitin-dependent protein catabolic process; protein polyubiquitination. NCBI's taxonomy places the organism in Eukaryota, Fungi, Basidiomycota, Agaricomycetes, Polyporales, Fomitopsidaceae. The transcript is spliced from 6 exons.